Colletotrichum godetiae is the source of this 960-nucleotide messenger RNA. RefSeq lists its product as uncharacterized. The transcript has 3 exons. Bases 1 to 960 code for a protein of 319 amino acids. The record is from RefSeq and is a predicted model, not a curated record. Lineage: Eukaryota; Fungi; Ascomycota; Sordariomycetes; Glomerellales; Glomerellaceae.
AUGGCAAGCCAUCAUUCCAACGUUCUUGGCCGACUAGUCGACAAUCAGGUCGAAUACAGCUUCAUCCCACGCCACCCCAUCAAAUUUGGCCCUGGCCUCCACCUUAGCAUCCAGUCGUCUCUUCCAUAUCGAAUCAACCGACCCAUGCGUCACGUCGCUUUCUUUGGAGCAACGGGUUACACCGUCUUCAGGUGUCUGAUGCAUGCUCUUCAGAAUACCUCGAUAUUCUGCCAUGUUUCAGAGGAGGGUGACAAGUGCGACGUCUACAUCAGCGAAGCUGGCAUUUGUCACGUAUUUGACGCCUUGCGCAUGCGCUUCGCCGCCUUCCCGCCGAUGCGAAAACCGCGCCUCAUCAGCAUUGGCUCCCUUUCCGUUGACGAGCAAGUCGAUGAUGCCUCUGACCAGCUCGCAAUGAAAGUUAGACCUCUUUACUUAUGGUUCAUGGGAAUGGUCAGUAAGGAAGUUCUCGACAAUGAAGUCUUUCUCCGGGAAGCGCCUUAUGGCAGUGAAGGCAGCGAUACGAGCAGCUGUUACUCGGAAAACGAGCGCCACACAAGCAGCAGCAGCAUAAGCAGCCUUUCGUCUCGAGACUGGGACCAGCCCAAGGUGAACUUUCCACCGAGAACGCCAUAUGACGACAAGGUGGGAAUGGAGUAUACCAUUAGCGAAGAGUGCAACAAGGAACUCUACAGUUCCAGUCUGAUUGUAAGACCGACCCUUCUCACAUACACAAAGCCAUGCGGAGUCGAGGCAGUGCGGGUUGGCCAGGAAGGAAACCCACGGCCGCUAGGCUGGACAAUCAGCAGAUUCGACGCUGGCCACUGGCUAUACCAAUACGGUAUAUGCGGUAAUAUGGAAGCAUCACUUGAUCCGAUUCCCAAGAGCCCUCAUCCAAUUGAGGGUUAUACUAUGGACAGGGAUCAGUUGGGACUGAGAGCAGACAUAGGUUGUCAUCCAUGA